Messenger RNA from Astyanax mexicanus (Mexican tetra), 737 nucleotides. It is a transcript of the gene rpl13a, whose product is annotated as ribosomal protein L13a. Gene Ontology annotation, biological process: translation; negative regulation of translation. Gene Ontology annotation, cellular component: cytosolic large ribosomal subunit; ribosome. Gene Ontology annotation, molecular function: structural constituent of ribosome; mRNA binding. Lineage: Eukaryota; Metazoa; Chordata; Actinopteri; Characiformes; Acestrorhamphidae. The transcript has 7 exons. Bases 78 to 695 code for a protein of 205 amino acids. The record is from RefSeq and is a predicted model, not a curated record.
GGCCCCUUCGCCGUGGCCCCGCCCCACCCCUGUCUUUUACUCCGGGGGAACCCGUGCCUCUUUCUUUUCCCCACACCAUGGCGGACCGGUUCCAUAAGGUUCUGGUAAUCGAUGGCCGAGGCCACCUCCUCGGCCGGCUGGCCGCUAUUGUGGCGAAGCAAGUACUGCUGGGCCACAAAGUUGUAAUUGUGAGAUGUGAGGGCAUCAACAUCUCCGGUAACUUCUACCGCAACAAAUUGAAGUACCUGGCUUUCCUGCGCAAGAGGAUGAACACGAACCCCUCUCGCGGACCCUAUCAUUUCAGAGCUCCCAGCAGGAUCUUCUGGAGGACAGUCAGAGGUAUGCUUCCCCACAAAACCAAGAGGGGUCAGGCAGCUCUGGAGAGGCUGAAGGUGUUUGAUGGCAUUCCCCCUCCUUACGACAAGAGGAAGCGCAUGGUGGUCCCAGCUGCUCUUAAAAUUGUACGCCUGAAGCCCACCCGCAAGUUUGCCCUUCUCGAUCGUCUGGCCCAUGAGGUUGGCUGGAAAUACCAGGCCAUCACAGCCACCCUUGAGGAGCGCAGAAAGGAGAAGGCCAAGAUCCGCUACACCAAGAAGAAGGCCCAGAUCAAGCUGACCAAACAGGCAGAAAAGAACGUCGAGGGCAAGAUCAACAAAUACACCAACAUUCUGAAGCAGUAUGGUGUGCUGGUCUAAACUGGCUCUGAGGUUCAUCAGAAUAAAUGUUUAUAGAAACUA